CUGUCCCGUGAUCGUUUUGAUCCUGCGCGAUGCUCUCCCGUAGGAAUGUCGGUCAAUAUGUUGUUGUUGUUGUUGAAUCUGUCGCGAAAUUGCACGCAAAUAUUUAAUUUACAGUCUAAUAUGAGUUUCAACACGAAUAAUUAUUAAUGAAAGUGACUAUCGGAAGUGCAAAUGGUAACAAUAAAACCAACGUUGGGUGUUUUCUUCCUGCUAGGCUGCCUCCUCAAUCCUCUCAACUGUACCAACCAGCAUGUUAGCAGUUUCGUUCACAAAACGCAAGCAGCGUCGGAAAAACUCAGUGACCUAUGGUGCUAUCGAUGCGAUUCCAUGGUGGACGGAGAGAGAUGUUUAGAUUUGCAAGACAACAGCAGUUUUCUGCACACAAAAUGCCACCAUGACCACCGAAUAUGCAGGGUGAAACGUAUAUCGAUGUCGACGAGUACUGAGGAUACAACAGGGAAGCCGAAACUGUGGCUGCUUCAGAGAAACUGCUCGAAAAUCUGCGAAGCGGGCUGCAUUGUCAUAGGGGAGAGGACAAAGCUGCACUCCUGCACAACUUGCUGCGAAAAUUCUUUCUGCAACUCUGGCAACGCUGCCCGAAGUUAUCAUAAGCAAAUUUCCAAUAUUUCUCUCGUCUUCUCGACGUUCAUAUCGAUUCAUAUCAAAACGUACUUUAUAAAAUCAUAAGAAUGAACAAACGUAUCAUGUCCUUUGACGUCCUAAUAAAUUUUUAGGGAAAAUCAGAUCAAAAAAAUAUCCGUCUCCACAAACACCAAAGACACAACCGGAGAACCAAAACUUUGGUGGCUCCAAAGGAACUGUUCUAAA
Agrilus planipennis (emerald ash borer) is the source of this 828-nucleotide messenger RNA. RefSeq lists its product as uncharacterized. Lineage: Eukaryota; Metazoa; Arthropoda; Insecta; Coleoptera; Buprestidae. The transcript has 4 exons. The record is from RefSeq and is a predicted model, not a curated record. The coding region runs from base 172 to 687 and encodes 171 amino acids.